AUGGCGGACAAAACGGAUUACAAUGAUCUGCUGCGCAAGAUAUCAAACAGCCUUGAGAAUGCCCUCGAGACAUUUGGGCCCUCUUCGAGACAAUAUCAAGCCAUCCUCAACAUUCUAAAAGAAUGCCUGCAGGAUAUUGAGAAUCAGAAACAAACUAUGAAUCAGGAGGAUGUUGUCGACUCGGACAUUCUCAGCGCCGCCAUGGGAUUUUUGAAGAUCGGAGAAUAG
Molecule: messenger RNA, 228 nt
Organism: Penicillium cataractarum
Lineage: Eukaryota; Fungi; Ascomycota; Eurotiomycetes; Eurotiales; Aspergillaceae
Exons: 2
Coding region: 1-228 (75 amino acids)
Source: RefSeq, a predicted model, not a curated record